UGGCGUCACAUUUCGCUGCGAGUCGUCGCGCUUAACGGUUGUGGUCGUGUUCGAGUUGGCAACAAAUUGAAAGUAAAAAUCAUUUUAAGGAGCGCGCGAAAUCCGUUUACCUCGGCAGCAGAAGUAAAAGGGAUUGAGUUCAGACAUAUUGAAAUACAGGCAAAAGAAGUGGCACAGAGUUGUAAAUAACGGUUAUAACGGUUGCGCAACAUAGUACAAUUUUCUUCUUUUUUGUUUUUUGACCAAGUGACGAACUGCAGUAGCGGUGGUAUUUACAAAAUAAAAACAAAUAAAUCAGUAAAAAAAAUGUCACUCCGUUACGAUAUUUGGAAAAUCCAAUACAGUUUGUGCAUUUUUGGUGCGAUUUGCCUAUCACAGGCGGCCGCAAUCUAUACCCGCGAAAUAAUCAAUAAUGCACCGCAGCUGCAAGUGCGACCGUCAUGGCUGCAGACAUGUAAGCGCGCCAAUCCCAAUGAGGAUAAAUGUUUUCGUCGAUUAUUUGAAGGAUGUUUCCCCGCCUUUGCGGCCGGCAUACCAGAGAUUGGUGUGAACAGUUUCGAGCCGCUGCACAUAGACCAGGUUUCCGUCUCGAAAGGCAGUGGCAAUCUGGUCUUAUCGGGUGGUUUUCAAAACCUUAUCAUACGUGGGCCCUCAAACGCCACCGUGCGGCGAGCCAAUCUCGACCUUGACAAGAAGUUGUUGAACUUUGAGCUGGACAUACCGUUGCUGCGCAUACGCGCCAAGUACAACUUGAAAGGGAAUAUUCUCUUGCUGCCACUGAUUGGUAACGGUGAUGUGCGGAUGGCAUUGAAGGAUGUGAAAACGGCUGUGUACACCAAAAUACAUCUAAGCAAUGAACCGGAGGAAGUCAUUCGGAUCGAUGAGAUGAAGGUGACUUUCCAUGUGGGUGCCAUGCGUAUUCAUCUAAGUGACCUGUUUAAUGGCAAUGAAAUUUUAGCAGCAUCCAUCAAUAAUUUUCUCAAUCAAAAUGCAAACGAGGUGAUUGCCGAAUUGCGUCCAGAUUUGGAGUUGGGCUUGGCGGAUAUUUUCCAUGGACUAUGGAACAACGUGUUUGCGAAAAUGCCGCUCAAAUUGUGGCUGCUGUGAUGGUUAUGAGUUCAUUUUUUAUAGCAAUUAAAUAUUUGUUGGUAGUUGUAUUUAUUUGCAAAUUAUAGUU
This is a messenger RNA of Anastrepha ludens (Mexican fruit fly), 1177 nucleotides long. RefSeq names its product circadian clock-controlled protein daywake (gene Jhbp4). The record is from RefSeq and is a predicted model, not a curated record. Bases 307 to 1107 code for a protein of 266 amino acids. NCBI's taxonomy places the organism in Eukaryota, Metazoa, Arthropoda, Insecta, Diptera, Tephritidae. The transcript has 4 exons.